CUCAAGCUGAUCAAGUCUAUGAUUGCCGCCGGACCUUCCUGAUUCCACCAGACCCUUGUGGCCAUGUUCCGUCGGCAGUUGGCCCAGGAGACCGCCGAGUCCGAGGCAGCCUACCGCGCUGAGACGGAAAGGAUGGCGAGAGGCUUUGUGGCCGCCAAGAUGGAGGAUUUCAUGCAGAAAUGCCAUGAGGCAGCACGGAAGCGGAAGACGUUUAUCCGUGUCGAGUAUCAGAUCGACGAUGUCCUGUUUCGUCGGGAUGAGGCUAGCUGCCGAGAGCUUGUGUUGGAGAUGUUCAAGGGACCCAUGGCCGAGCUGGGAUUUCCUGACGGAGCACGACCACAUCCAGAUUCCAGGUCCAGAUAUCGAGUCUUGUUUUUUUUGGAGGGCAAGUGGGAUGGAGAAGACGUGGCAGCUUGCAGUGAGCCAACCGUUGUGCCUGCGCCUGCAGGCACCCGGAUCACCUGCCCCAUUUGCCACGAGCAUCGUCCCGCCGUGGCCUUGAUCCCUUGCGGCCAUGUGAUUUGCCGUGACUGCCAGAGAUGCCAGCAGAUCCGCCAGUGCCCGAUGUGUCGUGAAGCAACAUCUUCGGCGACACGAGGGCUCUUCAUGGACUGAGGCCGAGGAGGAGGGAAGAUGCCUUUGCAUUUGGAGCUGUGUCAGCAUGUUGGAAGGGCAUUGGGGGAGUUAGCCAUCCUUUGCAUCUGACAAAUGCCCAAAGAGCAGAGGUUGAUUGAUCAGAAUGAUGAUGUAAAAUUCUUUGUUGCCGGUGGGGAAUCUUGAGAGCUGGACGACAAUUUGACUUGGUCGCUUCUUCCAGGAGACCUGCAAGAAGCUGCAUGAAUGAGUAUCACAUCACAUCCCUACAUACUUUAAAAUCCUAGUUCAAAGUCAGAACGUCUCCCUCGGAGGAACUCUGACAUGUCAACUCACACAAAGGCCUGAUGCUGGAGUCUUUCUCUGGCUAUCACACAGGCACUCCCAAGAUCAAUUCAUUGGUGUCCACAAGAGGCAUUGCAUGAAAAUGCAAGAAACCAUAGCAGAGAAGCAACGUGAAAGCAAGAAA
This is a messenger RNA of Durusdinium trenchii, 1063 nucleotides long. NCBI's taxonomy places the organism in Eukaryota, Dinophyceae, Suessiales, Symbiodiniaceae. The record is from the annotation of a GenBank genome assembly.